Messenger RNA from Lucilia cuprina (Australian sheep blowfly), 1204 nucleotides. RefSeq lists its product as uncharacterized. Lineage: Eukaryota; Metazoa; Arthropoda; Insecta; Diptera; Calliphoridae. The record is from RefSeq and is a predicted model, not a curated record. Gene Ontology annotation, molecular function: protein binding. The coding region runs from base 86 to 886 and encodes 266 amino acids. The transcript is spliced from 3 exons.
CUUUUUCACAGCACAACAGUAUGCCAGUGCUUUUCAUACUUUAGCAGCCGCCAUAAAUUUACGCAAGGAUAAUGCUGAAUGUUAUAUGCUACUGGGUAUAUGUUUACGCAAACUUGAGGAUUUCGAUAAUGCUUUCACAGCAUUUGAACGUGCCAGUGCAAUCUCCGCCGCAGCAGUUGCCACUUCAACCACUUCAUCAUCCAGUGCUGCAACAGCUAAAGCCUCCAACUCUGCCACAAACAAUCAAAAUGCGAAUAGUAAGAGUACUACUGGCGGUAGUACUAGCAAUAUGUCCCAUAAUCCUUUAAUACAUCUAAAUUUUGCUCUAUUUUGUUAUGAAACUGGUCGUUUGGCGAUGGCUACGGAACAAUAUAAUCGAUUUGUAGGUUGUGCCCAGGAUUUGAUGUUGUUGCCAACUGAAUAUAAGUUUCAAGCAACCAAACUGAAAUCUUUAUUGAAAAUUUCCUCAAGUCAUAUUUUAAGUUGCGGUGACACAGCAAAUACUCCUGCAACUGCUGUUCUUGCCAGUGAUGUAGUUGAUAUUGAGACAGCAGAUUUAGCAACAACAACAACUACUACUACUGCUAAAGCUGCUGAUGAUGAUGAUGCCAGUGUUAGCAAUAUUUACAAUUAUGUAAAUGUUAUCGAAAGAAGAAACAAUAUUCCGGAUGACUUUGCUGAAGAAGACGAGAAAGGAAAUGUGAAAGAACAACGACAGCAACGUUUGAAUAAUGACAACAGCUACAAUGACAAAUACAAUGUCAACGCUGACAAUGAUAAAGACAAAGACAACAAUGAUUUUGCCAGAGUUUCGGAGGAUAAUGACACAAUGUUUGUGAAACAAAAAUCGAAAAUACCAUUAGAAGUAAAUGCAGUGGUCAACUGAGGAUUGUGCAACCAAACUAAAGAGUGACUAACCAAACAAACAACCAAAGGACUGACGACUGAAAGUUAUCUUGUUGUUUUUUUUUUUUGUUUAUGGUUACAUGUUUAAAAUAAAUAUUGUCAUAGAAAUAGUUCAUGCAUAUAAUUUAGAAUAAAAAAUUUCGUGAUUUAAAUGCAAAAAUUAAUUUCAUAAAUUAGGGAGAUAUUUCUUUCGAAAUUUUGUUAUUAAAAAUUGCUUAAGGUCUUGUUGUUCUAUGUUGCUGUUAAACACAAUAUGAUUUGAGACACAGAUUCUGAUUCAGUACUGUUUAAUUCCUUU